Vitis vinifera (wine grape) is the source of this 4645-nucleotide messenger RNA. RefSeq names its product vacuolar cation/proton exchanger 2. Gene Ontology annotation, cellular component: plant-type vacuole membrane. The record is from RefSeq and is a predicted model, not a curated record. Bases 2180 to 3631 code for a protein of 483 amino acids. The transcript is spliced from 11 exons. Gene Ontology annotation, molecular function: calcium:proton antiporter activity. Lineage: Eukaryota; Viridiplantae; Streptophyta; Magnoliopsida; Vitales; Vitaceae. Gene Ontology annotation, biological process: calcium ion transmembrane transport; intracellular calcium ion homeostasis.
AGGUAACCAAAAAAAUACCCACUUUAUUAGCUUUCUGUUUUCUUACUGUUUCUGCUUGAUUUUGGUUUGAUCUGUUUUGGGUUGUGGUGUUGAUUAGGUUUUGGAUUCAUAUGAUUCCAUUUGUUGUUGGAUAACUGGGUUUUUUUCUUGUGUUUUCAAGAAGUGGGUCAACUCAGUUUGGAGUGUUGCAUGUAGGUGUUGUAUAUUCGGUGUGGUUUUUCCAUCUGGGUAACUGGUAUUUACACUUGGAAGACGCGUUUUAUGCUGGAAAGGAGGUGGUUUUGCUUUGAAAAAGAGGUUUCUAUUGAUGCCCAUGGGAAGCUAAGUCUAUUGAAGAAGAUGGAUGUAGAAUCUACCCAAUGAAUUGGUAGAUCUUGUAGGCAAAUGGGUUGUAGAAGAAGCCAAUUAAAUAAGGGUGGUGGUGGAAUUCCCUUCAAGCAAUGAGUACUGGAGAAUUAACGACACCUGCUUGGUUCCAAUAGAAAUAUAAUUUCGCCAAGGUGGUGUCUAAGGGGAUAUUUUAUCCUGUUUGACCUGGUUAUUUAUGGAGUAACCAUCAAAGAUCAACUUUAUCCAGCCUUGUGGAGAAGGCAACUCCCUAAUACUAGUGGUAGUGAAGGCAUGUCUAAUCUUUUAUAAUGUGCUUCAAUGGAAUUCCUUUAGGCCUCUUGGUGAUUGAAGAAGCCCAUAAGGAAGCUGGCAAAACAGUAGUCCCCAAAUAAUAUCCCCUUGGUUGGAGUUAUCCUCAGGAUUCUGGGGUCUUCUUCCAACUGAAUUUUCCAAGUCAAAACCAAGCAAGUAGAAGCCCACAUCACUUUGCUUCAAUCAUCCUGGUAUUACCAUAGCUAAUUUCCUACAAAGAUGAGAUAUUCCAAGGAGGUACCCAAAGAUCUAGGAUCAAAUGGAAAUUGAAUUUUUGUUUAGGGUAAGUUAUAGUUUUGGAACCAAUUUGAGUUUGGUUGGAUGUAGUUUGGCUCUUUAACAGGAUGAUUGGAAUCUAUACAUGAGAUUACAUUAUGGAGUACUUUGAGAAUUUCAAUUUUUGAGGUCAUGGUCAUGCUACUUCGUCUUAUUUGCAUUGAUCCCUAAAAUAUAAAAAUUAUAUUGUAUAAGGAAUUUAGACCCAUUAGUUUGUUGAUUAGCCUUUGUAAGAACAUUGCUUAAGCAGUUUUUUUACAGAUUCUUAUGAGACUAUUUUCCACUUUUGAAGGGACUUAUGUCUAGUAAACAGAUGUCAGAUGUGGUCUUAAUAGCCAUUGAAGUGGUUGAAGAGUGUGGUAGAUUUAAUAGGGAAGUUAUUGUUCUCAUGCUAAUACUAUGCCGUCAUUUAAAAUUCUUGAGGAAUUUGAGUGAUCAAGAUCAAUUGAUGUACCUCCCUUCUCCAAUAGUUACAGAUGUCUACUUUUCUAAUUCCCAUUCUGUGAGAUGUUGGUGCUCAGAAAGCUUCGUACAAACUUACACUUCCUUUCCAGGGAUACUUAACUUCUUGUCUUUAUUUGAAAUAACUUGAUUUGAUAAGCCUAGGUGCCUCCCAAGAUGGACCUUUGGAUUGUUUAGUUGCUUGCAUGAGGAUAAAUACCAAAACCAUGCUCCAAUUUAAAGGCCAACAGAAGCUUUCCUCCCUGAUGUGUGUAACUGUCAAGCAUCCCAUGUACUGCCCUGUGCUUAUCAAAAAAAAAAAGAAAAAAAAGAAACAAACCCAUGCCUUACCCUAUUUAUUCCUUAUGGAAGAGAUUAUUCUCCACAUUAGGUGUUAUGCGGUUAUGCUUUUGGUAAUGGUAACAUGGGUCAAUGGGUUGGAGAAGAAUGAUAUAAUCUUAAAGGUAGGUUUUUACAGCAAAGGAGUUACGGGAUAGUAUGUCUUUCCUUGCAUCACUUGGGUAAACAGAGUUUUUGCAGCUAUUCCCCUGUGUUUUAUCAUGUCUCACUCAGUUUAUUUUUGUAGUUUGUGAACUUCUAGUUUGGUUAUCCAGUGCAUGUGGAGAUCUCCUCAAUUUGAAAACAUUGAUGACCAUUCCUUUAGCAAUCCGUGUCAAUUUGGCAUUUAGAUAAAUUUUCAGGGAUCAACCAAAUGUCAUGAGUUUUGUCUUAUCCUCUUUCAGCAGAGCUGCGCAAUAUAAUCAAGGCAAAGAUCCUUGCUUCCACAAAAGGUCCAUCUUGUUGAAUAGGCAAUCUUUAGAUGGGUUCCAUUGAGGAGAAGAUAGACCUUGAAUCAGAUGAGGAGAUCCCUUUUAGCACAUCACAAGGCACAAGAAAAGUUCAUUCUUUUGACUUCGAGACAUCUCAUAUUGGGUCUCAUGCAGCUCUCUCCACCUCAUGGAUCUUUAAAAAAAUGAGGACUGCUCCUCUAAGAAGUGUUUACAUUGUCUUGAUUAAAGCGAAGAUAAAUAUGUUGCUACCUUUUGGUCCCUUAGCAAUUUUCCUACAUUAUCUUACUGGAAAGCAUGGAUGGGUCUUCUUCUUCAGCUUAUUAGGUAUUACCCCUUUAGCCGAGCGUUUGGGUUUUGCCACCGAGCAGCUUGCAUUCUACACAGGCGCUACAGUUGGGGGUCUUCUAAAUGCUACCUUUGGCAAUGCGACAGAAAUGAUAAUUUCAAUGUAUGCAUUGAAGCAUGGGAUGAUAAGAGUUGUUCAGCAAUCAUUAUUGGGCUCCAUCUUGUCAAACAUGCUUUUGGUUCUUGGAUGCGCAUUCUUCACUGGCGGGAUAAAAAAUCACACAAAAGUUCAGGAGUUCAAUAAGGCAGCUGCCUUGGUGAACUCAGGAUUAUUGCUUAUGGCUGUUAUGGGUUUAAUGUUUCCAGCGGUGCUUCACUUCACACACACAGAGGUGCACUUUGGGAAAUCAGAAUUAGCUCUUUCAAGAUUUAGCAGCUGUAUAAUGCUUGUGGCAUACGCCAGCUACCUUUUCUUUCAGCUUAAAAGUCAACCGAAUCUUUAUAGUCCCAUUGAUGAGGACACAGAAAAAAUUGAAGAAGAUUCUGAUGAAGACAUUCCAGAACUAACUCAAUGGGAAGCAAUUAGCUGGCUUGCUAUUCUCACUCUAUGGGUGUCUGUACUCUCUGGAUACCUUGUUGAUGCUAUAGAGGGAGCAUCUGAGUCAUUAAACAUGCCAGUGGCUUUUAUUAGUGUCAUUCUGCUUCCAAUUGUAGGAAAUGCUGCUGAGCAUGCCAGUGCAAUUAUGUUUGCCAUAAAGAACAAGCUUGACAUCACAAUCGGAGUUGCAAUUGGUUCAUCUACACAAAUAGCAAUGUUUGUGAUUCCCUUCUGUGUGGUUGUUGGUUGGAUUAUGGGACAACCAAUGGACUUGAAUUUUCAACUCUUUGAGACUGCCACUCUCUUUAUCGCGGUGCUAGUAGUGGCAUUUAUGUUGCAGGUUUGUUAUCAAGUUCCUCAUUUCCCUUUUAGUUUUGGUUUUGGUCAAUCACCGAUAUGGACACAUAUCUUGUUAAUUUUGUCUAGGUCUUGUGCAUCAUAUGCAUUAUGGCAGUGCAUUUUUCAUAUUUCUUUUGUUUAUCUUUUGCUAUCAAAAAGGAAAUCACUAUCACAUUUAGGACUAGUUCACGAAUGUGUUUCCCAUCUCAUUUAUAGCAUCAUCACUAGCAACAUUCCGGUGUACCAUUUUGUCAUUUGAGGUAGUCUUAAUAGAUUUAUCAGUAAACUAGUGUAUUCAAUUAAUCAUUCAGAAAUUGAUGCCUAAUUAGCCUAAUCGUGAGAUCCUCUCCAAGCCUAGUAGGAGCACAACAAUCCAUAUUGAAAGGGUCCUCCUGGGAAAGUUUUCAGACCAUCAAUUCAUCUAGAGGUUUCUAGGUUAUCCAAUAUCAUUGGAUAAAUCUUUAUUCCAGUCACAUCCAUUUCAAGGUUUUACACAUUUGUAACCUGAAAAAGUAAGAAGCAAAAUAGAGUUGCUAGGUCCUAAUUCAAUGUAAAGGAAAGAUCCAUGUCUCAUGAUGCCUGUGAGAUUUUUUGGAAUGCAAAUAGGCUGCUGGGAUAUUUCUAGCAAGUCUGCAUUUCAUGAUGAGAUAAGAGCAUGUUGAAGUUGAUUGGUGCUUUAUCAAGGACUAGUUGAUGAGUACAUCUUGCUAACAAGCAUCCUUCUGGAUCUAAUUUAAUUAUGUUGGUUUUCUUUUUGUUGGACCUUCCCGUCAGCAGAUUGAGAUGUACAUAGAGCUUUAUCUUCCUAAUCAAUUUAUUUUCCGUGUAUAAAUUAUUUCUUUUUUACCUGAUGAAUUCAUUAAUUUUGGCUUUGUAUUUGCAGGAAGGGACAUCAAACUAUUUUAAAGGUUUGAUGCUUAUUCUAUGCUAUCUCAUAGUUGCAGCCAGCUUUUUUGUACAUGUUGACCCUACAAAGGGUAAGUUUGACUGAACUUUAUUUCAAUUAAAAAACAGACCUUUACAUCGUUAAUGAUAUUGUCUAAAUUUCAUUUCUACAAUUGCUCCUGUCUUGAAAGGUUUUAUCAUUUAUACUUUUUUCACUUUCCAGCUCUUGUGGUCCUGUGUGCAAGUAUUUCAAGCACUAGAUCUAACUGUUUGCACACAGCCCAAACAUUUCAUGUAUUUGUAUUUUCUUAGAAUCCCACUUACUAAAAUACCCCAUGCUGAAUUUCAGUUUGGUAGAAUUUGAUGGGUAUUGAUCAUGAUUCUUCUA